UCAACUUACUCUGUUUCCUAGUCAUGGAUUCUCAAUCGGGUUUUGCGUCCAUCACGCCUCCAUGGACGGGAAGAGCACAGCCAUGUUUAUAAAAUCAUGGGCCACUAUUUGCAGACUCGGAUUCCUUACUCCAGAACUAAUGCCGAAUCACGAAACUAGAUCAAUUUUAAUGGAUGACCCGUUAAAGCUCAGCCCGAUUUUCAUUGAUCAUUGGAUGAAAUUGAAAUUGAAAACGAUUGAUGGAAACGAUACCACCCAGGUAAGAAGUCUCCUUCCAAUGGACAAGAAACCGGCGCCGGGUUUAUUUAAAAGAACGUUCCGGUUAACUCCAGAGCAAGUACGACAAAUAAAGGGGAAACUAAUAAAGAGCCCUGUUUCUAGUUUCACUGCGGUUUGUUCAUAUAUUUGGACAUGUUUGGUGAAAGCAGAGAAAGGGGAUAUAACAAAGGAGAAUGUUUAUCUGAAUAUUAACGUGGAUUGUCGAGGACGAUGGGAACCUCCGGUGCCGGAAAAUUACUUUGGUAACUGCGUUACGUAUCGGUUUGCGAAGGCAAAGGUUGAAUCUUUGGAAGCUGGUGAUGGAGUGGCGGUGGCGGCGGCGGCGAUUAGUGAGGCGAUUGGAAGUUUGGGCAAUGGAGGGGUUAUGAAAGGGGCGGAGAAAUGGCUUUCGGAAGUGAGUUGGACUUUUAGGAAUGAGAAGGUGUAUGGUAUUGGUGGGUCGACAUGGUUUGAUCUUUAUGGUGCUGAUUUUGGAUGGGGUCGGCCGAGGAAGGUGGAGAUGGUGUCCAUUGAUCGGAAUUCUUCUCUUUCUCUCUGUGAUGCUAGAGAUGGCGACGGCGUUAUUGAGAUUGGAAUAGUGUUGACCAAGGUCAAAAUGGAAGCUUUUGCAUCCAUCUUUGCUCAACUUUCUAAUUAAUCAUUUCAAAAAAGAAUUUGCCUUUUUUUUUUCUUUGUUUGAGUUUUCUUCUUUAUUGUUUGAUUGCGUGAUGUUUGAAUAAAUUUAUGAGAUUUUGGUUCAA
Messenger RNA from Impatiens glandulifera, 1019 nucleotides. RefSeq names its product malonyl-coenzyme:anthocyanin 5-O-glucoside-6'''-O-malonyltransferase-like. The record is from RefSeq and is a predicted model, not a curated record. NCBI's taxonomy places the organism in Eukaryota, Viridiplantae, Streptophyta, Magnoliopsida, Ericales, Balsaminaceae. The transcript has a single exon. Bases 62 to 916 code for a protein of 284 amino acids.